This is a messenger RNA of Exophiala viscosa, 648 nucleotides long. RefSeq names its product 60S ribosomal protein L17. Bases 1 to 648 code for a protein of 215 amino acids. Lineage: Eukaryota; Fungi; Ascomycota; Eurotiomycetes; Chaetothyriales; Herpotrichiellaceae. Gene Ontology annotation, molecular function: structural constituent of ribosome. Gene Ontology annotation, biological process: cytoplasmic translation. The transcript has 3 exons. The record is from RefSeq and is a predicted model, not a curated record. Gene Ontology annotation, cellular component: cytosolic large ribosomal subunit; ribosome.
AUGGUCCGCUACGCCCCCGCCCACCGCAUUGCGAGUGCCAAAUCUGCUCGCAGCCGUGGAAGUUAUCUGCGUGUCAGUUUCAAGAACACUCGCGAGACCGCUGCCGCCAUCGCUGGAUGGAAAGUCGACCGCGCCGUCAAGUACCUCGAGAAUGUCACCGAAUUGAAGGAGGCUAUCCCAAUGCGAAGAUAUGCUGGAAGCACUGGUCGAAGCGCUCAAGUCCAUGAAUCUUUGCGCGCAUCACCUCUGAAGACGCAUCAUUGGCAAAAUAACAUUGGGGCUGACUUUUUGCUCUCUACAGGCAAGCCCUUUGGCACCGACAAGGCCCGUCACCCAGUCAAGUCUGCCGAGUUCCUGCUCGGUCUCCUCAAGAACGCCGAAGCCAACGCCGACACCAAGGGUCUCGACACCUCCAACCUGAUUGUCAAGCACAUCCAAGUCAACCAGGCUCCCAAGCAGCGCCGCCGAACAUACCGUGCUCACGGUCGUAUCAACCCAUACAUGUCCAACCCAUGCCACAUCGAAUUGAUCCUGACGGAAGGUGAUGAAGCGGUUACCAAGGCCGAGGAGUUGGGUGUCUCCAAGGGACAGAGACUGAACGCCAGACAACGAGGUGCCCAGAGACGGAAAGCUAUCGCCGAGUCAUAA